AUGGAGCUGUACGGUGUGGUGAAGAAGUUGCUGGCUCUCGGGCAGGAAGACUCCUCCUCCUCCGCCUCCUCCUCCUCCUCCUCCUCUUCAUCCUCCAAGGGCCCCCCAUCCCCCUCCUCAGAGGACCCGUCGUCCAAGCAGGUGGGCGUGCUGGGGGGCCAGAGCUCCUCGCUCUCCCCCCUGAGCCGCUGGGUGCUGCACAGCAAGAGCCGGGCAGCCAACACCUCGGCUGUCGAGCUGCCCUACCGCUCGCCAGUGCCCUUCUCCAAGCAGGAGUUCUGGGAGAUGCUGGGCAGCGACCUGAUGAAGGCGGCCGACGACCCACUGGGCGGGGCGCGCGUCAAGCGGCGUCCCAUCGUCAAGACGGGCAAGUUCAAGAAGAUGUUCGGCUGGGGCGACUUCUACUCCAACAUCAAGACACUGCGGCUCAACCUGCUCAUCACCGGCAAGAUCGUGGACCACGGCAACGGCACGUUCAGCGUCUACUUCCGGCACAACUCCACGGGGCAGGGCAACAUCUCCGUGAGCCUCGUGCCGCCGGUGAAGGCCGUGGAGUUCGACCUGGAGCGGCAGAGCGUGGUCUACCCCAAGGACUCCAAGAUCUUCAACUGCCGCAUCGACUACGAGAAGGUGGACCGCAGCAAGCGCACGUCGCUCUGCAACUACGACCCCUCCAAGACCUGCUUCCAGGAGCAGACGCAGAGCCACGUCUCCUGGAUGUGCUCCAAGCCCUUCAAGGUCAUCUGCAUCUACAUCAGCUUCUACAGCACCGACUACCGCCUGGUGCAGAAGGUCUGCCCGGACUACAACUACCACAACGAGAUGCCCUACCUGCCCUCGGGCUAG
Molecule: messenger RNA, 846 nt
Organism: Engraulis encrasicolus (European anchovy)
Lineage: Eukaryota; Metazoa; Chordata; Actinopteri; Clupeiformes; Engraulidae
Product: neurexophilin-1
Exons: 3
Coding region: 1-846 (281 amino acids)
Molecular function (GO): signaling receptor binding
Source: RefSeq, a predicted model, not a curated record